AUGGAAACUGAAUCUUCUAAGAGUGCGCAUAAGAAAGAAGAACCCAAAGAACUUGAACUUGAUAUAUAUGUUGACCCACAUAAUGGAUAUCCUAUUACGCAAAUUGAUUGUUCACCUAAGAUGAAGUACGUUGCUACAUUAAGUGAAUUUGAUAAAUCCAUGGUUUUGUGGUCUAUUGGUUCAGAAAGACAGAGUUUGCAAUAUGAAAACACGAUUUCAAAUAUAAAUAUUGACAUCGGACUGGAAACUUCAACAACAUUUACAGUUUCAGAUGAUGGGUUUGUUGCAACGAAACUUCGUAGAUUAAAUCCUCGUAACUUUGUGAUGAUCAGCACUAACGAACGCAAAGCAUACAUUCUUUAUCCAAACGAAAACGUCGAAUGGAUAUUCAAAUCAAUGAUUGAACUGAAAAAUAUUAGUACUUCAGAUAAAAUAUACAUAUCUCCCAAAGGAAAAUUAAUCUUUUUUAAAAAACAGACUCACAAGAUUAUGAUAUGGAAUUUAAAAGGUUUGUCGACUGAAGCACAAAUUUUGUUGGAUUGGAAUUUUAAUUUCGAGUGCGUUGGGUUAAGUGACGAUGAAGAACUAAUAGGAAUAUCUGCAAGCAGUUCCAAAUUAACGUAUCUAUACAUUUUUUCAUCAACAACCGGGAUGAAUAUAUCAAAACAUACUUAUAAAAAAUCAGUAAUGAUUGAUGGAAUCCAUUUUAUUGCUCCUGAUUUUGGUGAACGUAUACUUAUAACAUCACAUAUACAUGAUGGCUUAGAAAGGAUUAAAAUGGACCUUAAUGUUCAUAAAUUUCAUGAUAAAGAAUUAACUUUCGAUUAUGAUUUAAUGGAUCCCUACAAUUUAAUGAAUCCUGUCAGUGCUAAUAAACUCUUUAAGCGCUUAAAGGCCAAAGUUAAAACUCCAUACAUAAUUAAAUCAGACAGCAUUAUUUAUGCAAAUGAGGGACAAUUAUUUAUAGAAAAUUUGGUAAUUAAAGAUAACUGGAUUGAUUAUUUGAGAAAUGAUUUGAAUGAUUAUAACAAAAUUUCUACACCUCCAGGUAAAAGAGACAUUAUUGAUUUUAUAAGAAACAUUGACCGUAAAAAACAUAUUCAAGGAGAAGAGACAUAUAAAGGGUAUUUAACAAAAUGGACCUUAAGUUGUAAAGAUGUUACGUUUACUCUUGGAGUAUCUCAAGAAAAAUCUAAAGUAUCUGGAGAAAAUAAGCGGGAAUCAGUACAUAAAAAAAAGCAGCAAAAAGCAAAUAUGUAUGUAAGAGGGUGUAAAGUUCUUAAAAAUGAUGAUCUUGUCAUGGUUACAGAAAAGUAUGUAAUUCUCUGGACAUCUAACCCACUUAAGGGUAUAAGUGUGCAUUAUAUUUGGGGUGUCGGUAAAGACGUUGGUAAAGAAAUUAAUAAAGAUGUUAAAUAUUGGAGAGAGAUAUUUAAUGAUUCUUUGCCAGAAAGGUUUCUUCCGCAAUCUGAUUUCGAUGAAAUUAUCAAAGAGGCUACUAAUAUUAAAUCGGAUAAAGAUACUACCAAUUUAUUUGAUUUGUUAUUAGAAUAUUAUAUUGAAGAAAAUUUUUUUUUAGCACGUUAUGGUAAAAUACUUAUGGAGAAUUUUUUAAUUUUAAAUAGGGACUGGUGGGUUGAAAAAUUAUUCGAGAAUUGUGUUAAAAACUGUUUGUAUGAUAAAGAUAGUUACGAUAAAGAUAGCUGUGAUUUACAAUCAAAUGUUCAGUCAUUAAGUAUUAUAGCACAAUUUUAUUCAGAAUUAAUUCAAAAGAAUCCUGCAAUCAUGUAUAAAUUUUUAUCGCAGAUGACAUUUGUGGUUCCUUCCGUUGAGAAUUAUAAUGCAUACUAUAAUUCUUUAUCACCAUCACCUCAUCUUCAUUAUUAUAGUUCAUAUUAUUACAUACAUGAAAUCUUUUACGAAGUACAUAUACAUAAACUUCGUGAUUUAAUUAAAGAUAUUCAAAAUGGUAAUUGGACAACUUUAGCGAAACCAUAUAUUCCUCCUUCAUUUUCAGAAUUUAUUUAUAUAGAAGAUAAAUCUGAAAUCAGUCCAAUUGAAAAAAGGUUAGAAGAUUUAACAAACAAUGAAAUUAGACCGAUUAAAAAAAGGGUGGAAGAUUUAACUAGCGAUAACUCUGAAAUUAGUCAAAUCAAAAAAAGGGUGGAAGAUAAUAACUCUGAAAUUAGUCAAAUUAAAAAAGAGUUAAAAGAUUUAUCUAACUUAUUUGGAGAUUUCAAACAUGAGGUUAUAUCAAAAUUAAACGAAUUAAAGCCAAGUUAG
Messenger RNA from Dentiscutata erythropus, 2283 nucleotides. The record is from the annotation of a GenBank genome assembly. Lineage: Eukaryota; Fungi; Glomeromycota; Glomeromycetes; Diversisporales; Gigasporaceae.